This is a messenger RNA of Haplochromis burtoni (Burton's mouthbrooder), 2385 nucleotides long. Its product is annotated as troponin I, fast skeletal muscle. The coding region runs from base 121 to 636 and encodes 171 amino acids. NCBI's taxonomy places the organism in Eukaryota, Metazoa, Chordata, Actinopteri, Cichliformes, Cichlidae. The transcript is spliced from 8 exons. Gene Ontology annotation, cellular component: troponin complex. Gene Ontology annotation, biological process: muscle contraction. The record is from RefSeq and is a predicted model, not a curated record.
CAGCACUUUAUAGCCUAUAUACUCUGUUUAAUCUUUACUGUUUGAGACUUAGCUGUGUCUCCCUCCCUGUUCUUCUUCCUCGUCUUGCUCAGUAGGGUGUGAAGAUCACAAACAGCCAAAAUGACUGAGGGAAAGAAAAUGACGUCCAGCCGCAGGCAUCAUCUGAAGAGUUUGAUGCUGCACAUCGCCGCCAACUGGCUCGAGCAGGAGAAGACAGACAUCGCAGCAGCGAAGGAGGCCUACUUGGCUGAGAACUGCCCACCUUCUGACCUCAGCGGAGACCUGGCUGCCCUUACGGACGCCUGCAAGAAGCUUCACGCCGCCAUUGACAAGAUCGACGAGUCGAGAUACGACACCGAGAUCAAAGUGCAGAAAGCCGACAAAGAGAUUGAGGAUCUUAAGCUGAAGGUGAUCGAGCUGGCCGGUGUGAAGAAGCCCGCCCUGAAAAAAGUGCGCAUGUCUGCAGACGCCAUGCUGCAGGCUCUGCUGGGCUCCAAACACAAGGUGACCAUGGACCUGAGGGCCAACCUGAAGCAGGUCAAGAAGGAGGUGAAAGAGGAGCCUGCAGACGUUGGCGACUGGCGUAAAAACAUCGAGGACAAGGCCGACAGGAAGAAGAUGUUCGAGAGCUCCUAAAAGCCGCCUGGAUCGGCGGAGAUGGUGGAGGUCGGCGGGGACGUUUAAGACUGAGGUCUGAGUGACUGAAGGUGUCUCUGGGUCUCAUCUGGACCCUCAGGGACAAAAGUUCAGACAGUUUCUUGAUGAUUUUUUGGCUGUUGCGCGUCAGAGAGACUGAACAAAACAAAGUGAAUUGAACUUCGUCUGCAGUUGAAACAUCUGGCAGAGAAACGUCAGUUCAAAAUGUACAGCUUUUCAUGGAAUCGUUAGCAAUAAAAGUUUUGAAAUAAGGAUUAAUUUGUUGCUACUUGUAUCCACUUAGUAACACUUUAAUGUCCUUCAAAUUGAUUCCUUAACAUUUUCACACUGACACUUCAAAGAAAUUCGAUUUUUGACAAAUUUAUUAGAAAAAAAACCAUUUAGAGGACCUGGGCUCGUUCUGAAAGAGGAAAACUCAUUUUCAGCUGAGAGAAGAGAUUCUCUGACAUGACUUUUCCAGUCUGCAGCAUAAAAACUAUAAAACUGAUAGUUAAGUCUGAUAGUUAAGAGAGCAAACAAUGAAACUUAUAUAAAUGAUACUUCUUUUAAAAAAGUAAUUACAUUUCUAAAUGCACAAUAACAUUUACAAAAGUUGAACCCAAAAGUUGAACCCAAAACAUGUUUUCAGAGAGCAAGCAAAAAAAAAAUCCUUUUUAGAUAUUUUCCACACAAAGAAGCAACGAUUCAACCAUCUCGUCUUUCUAGUUUUCAAACAGUUUCUGCAUGUAAAGAAAAAACAUCUGAUUCCAAACAGUUUAAACUUUAGACUACUGAGAUUAUUGAAGUAAGUUCAUCUUACCCUGUUGCAAGUAAAAAAUCAUGUUGCAGAAAUGUUCACAUGUUGGAAGCAUUUCCAUGUUUUUAUUUUUAAACUAUGUUAGCGUAGCUUUGUGUAAUUUGUGGCUCAAAAUAAUCCUUCUUUAAAUUAAGCUGGACUUGGUGUAGCCCCUCAUUUUAGGAACUUUCUUCUGAUUGGCUGUGAAUCUCAAACAAAAGCUUUGAUCAGCAGGUGGGCGGUGCUUAUUUGGUCAAAGGGAGAACUUUGUGAUGACCCUGUUAGGGCUAGCCAAGCUUAAUGACAUCAUUCGGAGCCAAUAAUAGACACUUGUUUUGUAAACCCGGGUGUUUAGAGGAAUCUGCAGCCUAAACUUUAAAACACAUACACUGUCCUUGUUAUUUGAAAUUUUGGCCACUUUUCAUAGAAAAAUUCAAAUUAAAUAAUUAAACAAAAUACAUUAAAUAGUAAAGAAGGAAACACAUAAUAAUUUAACGUUGGGUUUUACAGGAAAGCUGAAGCUUUCCAUUUGUUGUGAUGCUGCAGGGCUUAAAAUGCUCCUUUUGAGUUAAAGAUCAAAACAUAUAUUAAAUCUGUCCAAAGCCUUCUGAAGACAUAAAAAGUGUUCUGUUCAUUCUCCUUUAAGUUUAUUCCAUAUACACAAACACAGCAUGGAGGCAUGAAGGGUUCUCACAGGGAGGGCGUUUUGCAGAGCAGGGCUGGGCCGGGUGUAUUUCAGGAGCUCGCAGGCCUAUUGGUCUGCCUGGGAAUCCAUUUCCAUAAAGAGGAUCUGGGCAUUUUGCUGAGGCAUCGCAAACCACCAUAUAUACCUAUUUCAUUUUUCACUGUCUGUGGCUUUGGCAGUGUCUCCUUUUCUUCCACCAAGUGUGUCCUGUCCUCUUCUUCCUCCUCUCAAUAGGUUGUGAACCCGAAAAACCGCCAAGAUGUCUGAG